Molecule: messenger RNA, 282 nt
Organism: Carlito syrichta (Philippine tarsier)
Lineage: Eukaryota; Metazoa; Chordata; Mammalia; Primates; Tarsiidae
Product: zinc finger SWIM domain-containing protein 4-like
Exons: 3
Cellular component (GO): Cul2-RING ubiquitin ligase complex
Source: RefSeq, a predicted model, not a curated record
GUGGAGGAGCGGUUCUCCCGGGUGCCUGAGCCAGUCCAGAAGCGCAUCGUGUUCUGGUCGUUUCCACGCAGCGAACGGGAAAUAUGCAUGUACUCGUCACUGGGCUACCAGCCCCCCGAAGGCGAGCACGACGCCCGGGUGCCCUUCACCCGGGGGCUGCAUCUGCUGCAGAGUGGGGCCGUGGACCGCGUGCUGCAAGUGGGGUUCCACCUGAGCGGAAGCGUGCGCGAGCCCGGCGCCCCCGGGGAGCCCGAGCGCCUGUACCACGUGUCCAUCAGUUGA